Molecule: messenger RNA, 1040 nt
Organism: Mercurialis annua (annual mercury)
Lineage: Eukaryota; Viridiplantae; Streptophyta; Magnoliopsida; Malpighiales; Euphorbiaceae
Product: meiotic nuclear division protein 1 homolog
Exons: 10
Coding region: 109-780 (223 amino acids)
Biological process (GO): reciprocal meiotic recombination
Cellular component (GO): nucleus
Molecular function (GO): double-stranded DNA binding
Source: RefSeq, a predicted model, not a curated record
CUUCGCACUCUUUUAUAAAGAGGAAAAGAAAAUAAAUACAUUCUAUCGCUAAAUUACUCGUCGUUAUCACCGUCUCUAUCAACAGCUACACGAAACUAAAGUUUCUCAAUGUCGAAGAAGCGAGGACUUUCGUUGGAUGAGAAACGCGAGAAAAUUCUUCAGAUCUUUUACGAUUCUCAGGACUUUUUCCUUCUUAAGGAGCUUGAGAAGUUGGGUCCGAAGAAAGGUGUAAUUAGCCAGUCUGUUAAAGAUGUUGUUCAGACUUUAGUUGAUGAUGAUCUUGCCUCAAAAGACAAAAUUGGAACUUCAGUAUAUUUCUGGAGCCUUCCUAGCUGUGCUGGAAACCAGAUGAGGAAUGUAUAUCGCAAACUUGAGUCUGAUCUGCAAAGCAGCAAAAAACGGUAUGCAGAACUUGUUGAACAGUGUGAGGAGAUGAAAAAGGGACGUGAAGAAUCUGAUGAACGGGAGGAAGCAUUGGCUGAGUUAAAAGCAAUUCAAUCAAAACAUACCGAGCUAAAGGAGGAAAUGGGACAAUAUGCAGAUAAUGAUCCAGCUGCCGUUGAAGCAAUGAAGCAAGCUAUUGAAGUCGCACAUGCAGCAGCUAAUAGAUGGACAGAUAACAUCUUCACAUUGCGGCAAUGGUGUUCAAACAAUUUCCCUCAGGCUAAAGAGCAGCUUGAAAGUUUGUACAAUGAGAUGGGAAUAACAGAAGAUUUUGACUAUUUGGAGCCUCUAUCAAACAUUCCACUCAACUCUGUUGACAAUCAGAUACAGGAAUGAGAAAAUCUUCAUAUAUUUUAGGCUCCGUGAUAAUAGAUCUAGACCAGUCUCUUUUCUUCUUCAUUCUCAACAGGAAUGCAUCAACAAAACUGCUCUCCCAUAUUGAUCAUUGUGGCAUGAACUUUGUCAAUAGCCCUUACGUUAUGUUUUUUCUCUCAAACAAUUAGUCAAACGUUCACUCCUUCACGCACUCCUACUGUUUGAAAUUAUGAAGGACUCCUACUGUUUGAAAUUAUGAAGUUGCAGCAUUCUUAUUAGCA